Mesitornis unicolor (brown roatelo) is the source of this 1958-nucleotide messenger RNA. RefSeq names its product catalase (gene CAT). The coding region runs from base 116 to 1522 and encodes 468 amino acids. The transcript has 12 exons. Gene Ontology annotation, cellular component: cytoplasm; peroxisome; mitochondrion. The record is from RefSeq and is a predicted model, not a curated record. Gene Ontology annotation, biological process: response to hydrogen peroxide; hydrogen peroxide catabolic process. Lineage: Eukaryota; Metazoa; Chordata; Aves; Mesitornithiformes; Mesitornithidae. Gene Ontology annotation, molecular function: heme binding; catalase activity.
GAAACCAGAUGUCUUGACCACCGGUGCUGGGAACCCCGUAGGGGAUAAGCUGAAUAUUCUGACAGCAGGGCCACGUGGACCUCUUCUUGUUCAAGAUGUUGUGUUCACUGAUGAGAUGGCUCAUUUUGACAGAGAGAGGAUUCCUGAAAGAGUUGUGCAUGCAAAAGGGGCAGGAGCCUUUGGCUAUUUUGAAGUCACUCAUGAUAUUACCCAGUAUUGUAAAGCAAAAGUGUUUGAACACAUUGGAAAAAGAACUCCAAUUGCCAUACGAUUCUCCACGGUUGCUGGAGAAUCUGGGUCAGCUGAUACAGUUCGUGACCCUCGAGGCUUUGCAAUGAAAUUCUAUACAGAAGAGGGCAAUUGGGAUCUUGUGGGAAAUAAUACUCCUAUCUUCUUUAUCCGGGAUGCAAUGUUGUUUCCAUCAUUCAUCCAUAGCCAAAAGAGGAACCCUCAGACUCAUUUGAAGGAUCCAGACAUGAUGUGGGACUUCUGGAGUCUUCGCCCCGAGUCUUUGCAUCAAGUGUCUUUCUUGUUCAGUGAUCGUGGUAUUCCCGAUGGUUUUCGCUAUAUGAAUGGAUAUGGAUCACAUACUUUUAAACUGGUCAAUGCUAGUGGAAGAGCAGUUUAUUGCAAAUUCCAUGCGAAGACUGACCAGGGCAUCAAAAAUCUUUCUGUUGAAGAAGCAGGAAGGUUGGCUUCUACUGAUCCCGAUUAUGCAAUACGUGAUCUUUACAAUGCCAUUGCCAAGGGGAACUGUCCGUCGUGGUCUUUCUACAUUCAAGUUAUGACGUUUGAAGAAGCAGAGAAGUUUCCAUUUAAUCCUUUUGAUUUAACUAAGAUUUGGCCGCAUGGUGACUACCCUCUCAUCCCUGUGGGAAAGCUUGUCUUGAACAGGAAUCCAGUCAAUUACUUUGCAGAGGUAGAACAGAUGGCAUACGAUCCCAGCAACAUGCCACCUGGUAUUGAACCUAGCCCUGAUAAAAUGCUGCAGGGUCGUCUUUUCUCAUAUCCUGACACUCAUAGACACCGUCUGGGACCUAACUAUCUACAAAUUCCUGUGAACUGCCCCUUCAGAGCUCGGGUGGCCAAUUACCAGAGGGACGGACCAAUGUGUGUUUCUGACAACCAAGGCGGUGCCCCAAACUAUUAUCCAAAUAGCUUUACUGGUCCGGAAGAUCAGCCCCUUGUAAAGGAGAGCCGCAUGUAUGUUUCAGGAGAUGUGCAGCGCUUCAAUAGUGCAAAUGACGAUAAUGUGACUCAGGUGCGAGAAUUCUAUACCAAAGUGCUGAAGGAGGAUGAACGCCAAAGGCUGUGUAAAAACAUUGCUGAUCACCUUAAAGACGCACAACUCUUCAUUCAGAAGAGAGCUGUGAAGAACUUCACUGAUGUUCAUCCUGACUAUGGUGCUCGUAUUCAGGUGUUGCUGGACAAGUACAACGCUGAAAAUGCGAAAAAGGAUGUAAUUAGGACAUACACACAGUCCGCAUCUCGUGUGUCUGCCAAAGAAAGAUCCAACUUGUAAAGUGUGCUGCAGAGACUUACUCUGAUUUUUGCGUCCUUACAACUGUUGUUGAAGAUGUUAAUGAAUGUAGCAGACUUCCACACAAAUACAGAAGUAUUCUACAGGCUUGGUUUUAUUAAGCUUUCAAGUGCCUGUAUCUAUAUUGGAAACUAGGGAAUGCAAGCUAACAAUCCUAGUGCCUUCCAACACUAGUGCUUUAUUGUUUGUUAACAUGCAGUGUUUUAAAGGAAAUUCAUAAUUUAAAAUUGUCUUCAUUCUAGAAACAAACAUAAGUUUAAUACUGAUUAAUUUUUUUUAAUUGUAAAACUUCCCUGACUAAAUCACACAGUAGAGAUUCUAUAAUGAUACUGUGAAUAUCCUUACAGAUAAACUUGUUCAUAUUAAAAAGUUGAUACUGCUCAAUACUUCUAAUAAAAUAGUUAUCUGUGUGUAUUUG